This is a messenger RNA of Ctenocephalides felis (cat flea), 732 nucleotides long. RefSeq lists its product as uncharacterized. NCBI's taxonomy places the organism in Eukaryota, Metazoa, Arthropoda, Insecta, Siphonaptera, Pulicidae. The transcript has 5 exons. The record is from RefSeq and is a predicted model, not a curated record. The coding region runs from base 1 to 732 and encodes 243 amino acids.
AUGGCAUUUCUCUUGACAAACCUGGCCCAAAGUUGGACUAGUUACAAAUUAAAUUUGGAGUAUAUACGAGUCGCGUAUUACAACAAGGAAUUUGUUGAUUUAGAACAAUUGGAAAUUGUUAAGGUCAACAGGACCUAUAGGUACUUCAUUGCAAAAGGACGAAGUCUUAAAACUGUCAACACUUAUGCGACCAACUACAAAAUAGUUUUCCAAUCCUUACGUCUGGCCUAUCACAAUCCAGAAUAUGUUGACGUCAAGAAUUUUGAAGUUCAAAGAGUUAACAGGACUUACAGUUUUUUGCACGUCAAUGUGGUUACUAAAAAAAUUGUGAACAGUGCUGUGGUGCAAGGUCAACUCUACAAACAAAUGAGCAACAGGUACAAAGAACACUUUCGUCCGCUAACUUCGGACUUCUGUUCCUUAUUUUCUGGAAUAAACAACUCCAAACUGUCAGGAAUGUCAGGACAACUGAUGGCAACCCUUCUGAAACCUUUGCACAAGGCCUUCAACAGUCCUGGUCAACAAUUGCCCAAGGGCUGUCCUAUUCCACCUGGCCCAAUUGUUAUGAAGUUCAGUGCCAAUGAGGAUGACUUUCCUGGUUUUUUGUUUCCUGAAGGCAAAUGGAUGCUAAAAGGGAAUAUUACUGAUGGUGCAACUCUAUUGUUCAAUACGAGCAUGUAUUUUGAUAUCAGGACGUUUUUGUCGGAGAAACAGAAAAAAAUAUUGGGUUGA